Messenger RNA from Tetrahymena thermophila SB210, 3483 nucleotides. RefSeq lists its product as hypothetical. The transcript has 9 exons. The record is from RefSeq and is a predicted model, not a curated record. NCBI's taxonomy places the organism in Eukaryota, Ciliophora, Oligohymenophorea, Hymenostomatida, Tetrahymenidae.
AUGAAAAAUUUAGAUAAUGUUUUCUUUGAAGAUCUCGAAGACAUGUUGAAACUGGAUAAUAAGGCAAAUUAGGCAAGGCCAUAAAGUUAGAAACCUAGUACAAGUACUUUAGCUCAAAGAGAUAGGGGUUUUUAAUAAGCAGCAGGAGGAGAUGAUGAUAUUCAAUUCUUUGAAGAUAAUAAUGAUUUUUUUGGAGGGGAAUAAAGACAAAAAUCAAGUACAUUGCAAAAAUUUGAUAGAAAAAUGGAUGUUAGAUCAAAUACAACUGUAGAUUUUACUAAGACUAGGAAAGAUAAUAAUGAAUUUGAUGAGUUACUUGGUAAUCUUGACAAUAAGUCUAACUUCAAACCAAGUUCAGGCAUUUCCUAAAAGAAUAUGCAAGGAUAAUACAACUAAUCUUAAGUGAAUUAUUUUUAAGAUCUAAAUGAUGACAUCGAUGAUGACUUUUAAAAGAAAUCUUAAAUGGGUAUGACAGGAAUGACUAUUUAAACAACUUAUUCUAAGAACGAAGAUAAUUUCCUCAGGAUGGGAUCUUAAUAACAAUCUCAAUAACACGACUUUAAAAGAAGUUAAGAUCAUUUAAAUUUUGAAAAUAAAAAUGAUGAUUUAGAUUUGGAUAUGCCCUUUUCUAGGAGAAAUCCUAGAAGAGCGGAGACUCAAGUUAAAAGUAUGAUUGAUGAUGAUAAUUAAAGAAUGAGUAUUAUUGGUUCUUCAUUUAAGCCACCUAUUCCUUCAGGGAGUAUGUUUGUUACAACAAGUUAAAUAAUUGGUAGCAAAGAUCCAAUGCAACCUUUCAACAAGAAGAUUUAAGAAUAAGGAUACCCAAGUACUAGGUCAAGAGGUAAAGAUGAUGACAACAUCCUCUCCGUUUUAGAAGAGGAAGAAGAUUAAAACAAAAAUCCUUUUGGUAAAGGUAUGUCGUUUGGAGUAGGUAGCCAAUAAAAGUAGUAAUACCCUUUCGCUGGAGGAAUAUUUGAUGCUAAUCCUACUCAUUCUAGAGUAAAAAGUUAGGAUCAAGGCUCUGAAAAAGGAUCACAAAUAGGAAACUCUAAGAAAAUAACCUAAUAAAACGAUUUAGAAGAUGCCCUUGAAGGAUGUGACUAUAACCCUUCUUCUGCUUCAAGAUUAGCUGCUUCAAAGAGACCUAGAACUAGUUAAAAAGAAAAUCAAAGUUAACCUGGCUCAAUGAAUAAUACUAUGAACAAUAUUAAUCCUUCUGUAAUUCAGUCAUAAGCUCCUAAAUCUCAAGUGUACCCAAGAUUAAUGAAAUCUCCCGAUGACCCAUUUCAAAGUAAUAUAAAUAGUAACAACAAUAAUAUACUCAACGAAAGUGUUGGUACUUAGUAAAAGUAUAAUCGUAGUUAAGGAAAUAAGAAUGAGUCUUCUUAUAUAAGUGAUAAAGAUUUAUAUGGAGGAAGUGAAACUAAAGAAGGACCUUAGCAAUUUGAUGAAAAUAAUAACUUAGAUAUAAAUAAAUUUAGUAGAAGAAGCAGUUAUAUGAGAGGCGGAGCUGCACCUUAAUCUGCUGAUAAUAAAAACUCGGGAUAGAUACAGCCUCAUUCAGCUUUUUUUUAGAAUUCAUAAUAAAAUUAGGGUCCUCUUAGUGAUAUCCCAGAUUUGAAAAUGAGUGAAACUAACUUUUAAUAAAAUUAAAUUAAUAGCAACUAUGGAUCAGAAAAAACACCUGCAGAUCCAAAAUAAUUUUAAAAAUAAAAUUAAGAAGAAAUAUCAUUAAAGUUACUUAAGCAAAUGGAAGAAGAAAGAAAGAAUAUGAGAAUUUAAAUAACAAAAGAGCAUGAUGAAGAUAUGAAAAAGUUAAAAGUAAAUUAUGAGGAUUAAAUUAAAUCAAUUAAAGAAAACUAUGAGUAGCUUUUAAAGUUUGAAAAAGAUCGCAAUUAACAACUACAAGAUGAAAUGAAAGAAUUGAUCAUAAAAGAUAGAGAAAGAUAAAGAUAGCUAUUUGAUAUAGAAGUUGAGAGUCUUAAAAACUCAUUUGAAAAAGAAAAAGCUUAAAUUAUCAUGUCUCACUAAAUUUAAAGUGAAUCGCUCAAAAAAUAACUUCAGUAGUAAGCUGAAAUUAUUGGAUUAGCAGAGUAACUUAAAUAAAAUUCAGAAAAGCUAAAUUCAAUAUCUUAUUAGAUUGAGACUACUUAAGAAAGAAAUUAAAUAGACAUGUAAAAAUUAAAUAAUGAAGUUUAGGAAAAGCAAAAAUAUUUAAAGGAUUUAGAAUCUAGAUUAAAAUUAGAAUAAGAAUUUAUAGAUUCUGAAAAGAGAAGAUUAGACAAAUUAAAAUCAGAUAUUUAGUAAACUGAAGAGAGCUAAAGAGGUUACUUAGAUAAAGAAAAAGCUAUGAUUAGGACAGAAUACACAAGAUUGAAUGAAUUGCAAGAUUAAAUUAAAGAAAUAGAUGCUGAAAAGAAAAGGGAAAUAGCUCAUGAAAGAAAUAAAAUGGAAACUGAAAGAUUAGAAAUACAAGAAGAAAGAAUAAAGCUAAAAGAGGAGUAUGAGAGAAUGUAUAAAGAAUUUGAAUUGAAAGUGAAUAUUUUUGAAUAAACAAAAAUGGAGCUAUAAAGAAGUUAAACUAAAAUGGAGUAUAAGUAAUAAUAGCAAAUUAAAGAGAUUGAACAGAAGCAUAUUGACUUACUAAAGUAAGAAUAGAUAAUUCUUUAAAAGACUAAAUUAUUAGAGUUAAGAGAGUAUGAGCUCAAAUAAUAAGAAUAGUAAUCAAAUUAAUAUUUCAGAUAGGUAGCAACUGAAAAGGCAAAUUUUGAUUCCGAAAAGUAAGGUCUCAGGGUAUUGGCUGAUAAAAUAGAAGCAGAAAACUAAGGAAUAAGAGAGUUUAAGGCAAACUUCGAUUUAGAAAGAAUGAAAUUAAUUUAAAAGGAAUAGGAAUUGUAGGAUUAAGAGAAAAAUAUUAGAAGAAAGUAAGAAUAAGUUCUUUCAGAAAAAAGAGAAGUAACAUAACUAUAAGAUACUCUCAGAAACCUAAGAAGUAAUUUUGUUAAAGGAUUGGUAAAUUCUCCUCCUAAUUCAUUAACUUUAGCUCCUUCUUUAUCCUCGUUUAUUUCACCAAAUAAGUCUUCUGCAACAAAUUAGUUUGGAUUUAGGUCACCUCAAAAUUAAUUUUUAUCUAGCUAAAGAACUCAAUAAAAUUAAGAUGUUACUUUUAGGUCUCCUGAAAGCAAAUUAAAUAAAAUCCAUAUUAAAGAAGUUGAAAGGGAAUUAGCUUUCCAAAAUUCACAAAAGAAUGAAGGAUAUGUAAAAUAAGUUAUGCAUGAGAGAUUCGAUUUAAAAGGGUUUAUGAACCAGAUAAGAGAAAUAGACUAAAAGCAAAUGAGCAAUGUUGGGUAUAUAAUGAACGAAAAGGAUAAUUUGUAUACUGGAAAAACCAAGGACAGAUUUCCUACUUUUAAUUUUUAUGAAAAUGAGUAACAUAGUUAAUCAGAAAGAAGUAUAAAUGCACAUUCUUAUAUUGAGAAUUGA